ACAUUGUACGAAAUCGUUUCCAAGUCAAUGUCGAAUGGGCAUAAAGUAAAAACAACCAAAAAUUGUGAUGACGAAGAAGACUGUGGUAGUGCAGUUGUUGAUUUUGUUGAAGAUGAAAACACCAGAAGGCCAUUUCCUGUAAAAGACAAGGAUUCAGUCAAGGACACGUUUGCAGUUAGAGUCUUGCCGAACUCAGCCAAUGCAGAUAACCGCGAAACAUUGUACGAAAUCGUUUCCAAGUCAAUGUCGAAUGGGCAUAAAGUAAAAACAACCAAAAAUUGUGAUGACGAAGAAGACUGUGGUAGUGCAGUUGUUGAUUUUGUUGAAGAUGAAAACACCAGAAGGCCAUUUCCUGUAAAAGACAAGGAUUCAGUCAAGGACACGUUUGCAGUUAGAGUCUUGCCGAACUCAGCCAAUGCAGAUAACCGCGAAACAUUGUACGAAAUCGUUUCCAAGUCAAUGUCGAAUGGGCAUAAAGUAAAAACAACCAAAAAUUGUGAUGACGAAGAAGACUGUGGUAGUGCAGUUAUUGAUUUUGUUGAAGAUGAAAACACCAGAAGGCCAUUUCCUGUAAAAGACAAGGAUUCAGUCAAGGACACGUUUGCAGUUAGAGUCUUGCCGAACUCAGCCAAUGCAGAUAACCGCGAAACAUUGUACGAAAUCGUUUCCAAGUCAAUGUCGAAUGGGCAUAAAGAUUCAGUCAAGGACACGUUUGCAGUUAAAGUCUUGCCGAACUCAGCCAAUGCAGAUAACCGCGAAACAUUGUACGAAAUCGUUUCCAAGUCAAUGUCGAAUGGGCAUAAAGUAAAAACAACCAAAAAUUGUGAUGACGAAGAAGACUGUGGUAGUGCAGUUGUUGAUUUUGUUGAAGAUGAAAACACCAGAAGGCCAUUUCCUGUAAAAGACAAGGAUUCAGUCAAGGACACGUUUGCAGUUAGAAUCUUGCCGAACUCAGCCAAUGCAGAUAACCGCGAAACAUUGUACGAAAUCGUUUCCAAGUCAAUGUCGAAUGGGCAUAAAGUAAAAACAACCAAAAAUUGUGAUGACGAAGAAGACUGUGGUAGUGCAGUUGUUGAUUUUGUUGAAGAUGAAAACACCAGAAGGCCAUUUCCUGUAAAAGACAAGGAUUCAGUCAAGGACACGUUUGCAGUUAAAGUCUUGCCGAACUCAGCCAAUGCAGAUAACCGCGAAACAUUGUACGAAAUCGUUUCCAAGUCAAUGUCGAAUGGGCAUAAAGUAAAAACAACCAAAAAUUGUGAUGACGAAGAAGACUGUGGUAGUGCAGUUGUUGAUUUUGUUGAAGAUGAAAACACCAGAAGGCCAUUUCCUGUAAAAGACAAGGAUUCAGUCAAGGACACGUUUGCAGUUAGAGUCUUGCCGAACUCAGCCAAUGCAGAUAACCGCGAAACAUUGUACGAAAUCGUUUCCAAGUCAAUGUCGAAUGGGCGUAAAGUAAGUUUAGCGAUAAUGAAAUUCACGUUUUACUUAAUUCAUAUAUUUCAACCCAAAACGAAGGUAAAAACAACCAAAAAUUGUGAUGACGAAGAAGACUGUGGUAGUGCAGUUGUUGAUUUUGUUGAAGAUGAAAACACCAGAAGGCCAUUUCCUGUAAAAGACAAGGAUUCAGUCAAGGACACGUUUGCAGUUAGAGUCUUGCCGAACUCAGCCAAUGCAGAUAACCGCGAAACAUUGUACGAAAUCGUUUCCAAGUCAAUGUCGAAUGGGCAUAAAGUAAAAACAACCAAAAAUUGUGAUGACGAAGAAGACUGUGGUAGUGCAGUUAUUGAUUUUGUUGAAGAUGAAAACACCAGAAGGCCAUUUCCUGUAAAAGACAAGGAUUCAGUCAAGGACACGUUUGCAGUUAGAGUCUUGCCGAACUCAGCCAAUGCAGAUAACCGCGAAUUAUUGUACGAAAUCGUUUCCAAGUCAAUGUCGAAUGGGCAUAAAGUAAAAACAACCAAAAAUUGUGAUGACGAAGAAGACUGUGGUAGUGCAGUUGUUGAUUUUGUUGAAGAUGAAAACACCAGAAGGCCAUUUCCUGUAAAAGACAAGGAUUCAGUCAAGGACACGUUUGCAGUUAGAGUCUUGCCGAACUCAGCCAAUGCAGAUAACCGCGAAACAUUGUACGAAAUCGUUUCCAAGUCAAUGUCGAAUGGGCAUAAAGUAGAAACAACCAAAAAUUGUGAUGACGAAGAAGGCUGUGGUAGUGCAGUUGUUGAUUUUGUUGAAGAUGAAAACACCAAAAGACCAUUUCCUGAUUCAGUCAAGGACACGUUUGCAGUUAGAGUCUUGCCGAACUCAGCCAGUGCAGAUAAGAGCGAAACAUUGUACGAAAUCCUUUCCAAGUCAAUGUCGAAUGGGCAUAAAGUAGAAACAACAAAAAAUUGUGAUGACGAAGAGGACUGUGGUAGUGCAGUUGUUGAUUUUGUUGAAGAUGAAAACAGCAGAAGGCCAUUUCCUGUAAAAGACAAGGAUUCAGUCAAGGACACGUUUGCAGUUAGAGUCUUGCCGAACUCAGCCAAUGCAGUUAACAGCGAAACAUUGUACGAAAUCCUUUCCAAGUCAAUGUCGAAUGGGCAUAAAGUAGAAACAACCAAACAUUGUGAUGACGAAGAAGACUGUGGUAGUGCAGUUGUUGAUUUUGUUGAAGAUGAAAACACCAGAAGAAUUGUAUAAAUAUCUUUAAGCAUGCAGUUUAGUUUAACAUAAUGUCUCUAAAUACAGUUUAUUGACUUGACGUCUCGACUGGACACUUGGUCUUGUUUUCCUGUCUUGUUGGUCACCCUUGUUCUUGCUUGUUAUAGUGUAUAUAGUGCCUGCUCAACAGACUCAGGCUAAACUGUUGCAAUAACAUCAUCGCCUUAAUUCAUAAUCUUCGUAUAAUCAAUAAAGGUAACCUGAAAAUAUAAAUUAAAUGCAUAAGAGGAUCUGGCAUUUACAAUUUUCCAAUUUA
Molecule: messenger RNA, 2953 nt
Organism: Dendronephthya gigantea
Lineage: Eukaryota; Metazoa; Cnidaria; Anthozoa; Malacalcyonacea; Nephtheidae
Exons: 25
Coding region: 28-2676 (882 amino acids)
Source: RefSeq, a predicted model, not a curated record